Eublepharis macularius is the source of this 2102-nucleotide messenger RNA. It is a transcript of the gene MYPOP, whose product is annotated as Myb related transcription factor, partner of profilin. NCBI's taxonomy places the organism in Eukaryota, Metazoa, Chordata, Lepidosauria, Squamata, Eublepharidae. Gene Ontology annotation, biological process: regulation of transcription by RNA polymerase II. The transcript has 2 exons. The record is from RefSeq and is a predicted model, not a curated record. Bases 248 to 1375 code for a protein of 375 amino acids. Gene Ontology annotation, molecular function: RNA polymerase II cis-regulatory region sequence-specific DNA binding; DNA-binding transcription factor activity, RNA polymerase II-specific. Gene Ontology annotation, cellular component: nucleus.
AUUUGCAAUGCCGUGUGCCUGCUUGGCACUGUGCCCCCUUUCAUGGCAACACCGUGCCAGCCCAUAAGAUGCCAGGCACCUGACCAGUGAUGCCAGAAAGCCCUCUCUCUCUUGGGACCAGCGCCCACCCUGCCUCUGUCAUCUGCACGGUGCCAGCUGCACAGUGCCAGGCUUAACAAAGCUGCUUUGUGUGGCCAGCGAAACUUCAGCAAAAAAGGAGGGGGGGGGCUUCCGAACAAACCCCAGAAUGUCUGGUGACAGUGAAGAAAUCACCCGCCUUCGCAAGCCACGCUUCUCCUAUGAGGAGAACCAAAUUCUUAUCCAAGAAGUGAGGACCAAUUACGGCAAGCUGUACGGCACCCAGAGCCGGCGAGUGACAGUGGCCGAACGCCGGCGGGUCUGGGAGAGCAUCGCUGCCAAGAUCAAUGGGAUCACCAGCUGGAAACGCACUGGCCAAGAAGUGCAGAAACGCUGGAAUGACUUCAAGCGGCGCACCAAGGAGAAGCUGGCAAGGGUGCCCCAUUCUACCCAGGGGGCGGGCAACGCCUGCGACGAAUCCUUUUCAGCUGAGGAGGAAACCAUCUUUGCCAUCCUGGGGCCUGGUGUGAUGAUGGGCACAGGCCGGGCAGAGCCCAACACCAUGCAGAACACCCCAGGGUUUGCCCACAGCUACCGCCUGGCAGCAGAACACGGCGCAGAUAUGCUAGCUCGGGGAAACACCUCCUGUAGCCCAGAGACUUCUGCUCGGGCUUCCUGCUGCACUCUGGAUAGCGGGCUGCUGCGGCCUAAGGAACGCGACUCGCCAGCACCCCCUCCAGGCCAGCCCUCUUCUCUGCAGAUCGUCCAGCUGGCACCUUCUCCAGCCAGCAUAGGCUGCAGGCCGCUUCCCGAGCACUCCCCUGCAGAGCAGCUGGCCACCCCCUGCCCCUCAACCUCGCCACCCCUGCGGCGCAGGCGCACCCGCCUAGAUAUGCCCCUGGAGCCUCCUCUGGAUUUCCUACAGGCCCAGAGGGAGACAGCUGAAGCCAUCCGUGAGCUGACUUACACCCUGCGGCAAGGCCUAGAGAGGCUCACCGACAUCGUGGCUGCCCUACUGCCACUCCUCCCGGUCCAGGCAAAUACCCUCUUGCACCAGCAGGGGGAGACAUCUGCCCCACUGCCAGCUCCUUCCACGGAGACCCUGCCUGACAGCGACUCCUUUACCACCAAGGUGGAGCUGCCCCCAGAGCAGGGGGUGGGCGAGGAGAGGCCUUUGCAGGAGGAAGGCAGGCUUGCAGCUGAAACCAGGCCGUCUCCAGCCCAAGUCACAUCGCCGCAGAAACGGAGGAAAGGGAUCCCUACUCGCAAACGCAGGGGCCGCUGGAAGAAUUUGUGAGUGAGCUCAGGACCUGCUGCUGCCCCCUGCAGAGGAAAAAGGAGGCGAUGCACAUCCUGUGGAGGUGGGGUCUUCCUGACAUCCCUCUGUCCCCCCGCAAGAGAUCCCACCACCACCACCACCACCACACAAAUAAUGCAAGAUUUCAUCCUUCACCAGACACUGUCCGGCCCCCACCUUCAGUCAUUGCUGCAAUGGGGUUUGGUUGCAUCCACAGCUUGUGUGCCAACAAAAUAUAGGCCAUUUUGGCCACUCACACCACCCUUGUGUUGGCAGGCCCAGGCAAACAGCAAAGCCUAGCCACUUAAUUGAGCCCCUGGUGGGUCCCUGACAGGCAGGCUGCAUUUUGGCUAGUGGGUCACUAUUUGCAGAGGCCAGGGUUCAGCCUAGGACUGAAGGCCAGCCAGAGACAUUGGACAUGGGGGACACAAUGCAAAUGAGCAGGCAGACCGCUCUUCUAGCUUCACUUGUACCCAAGGCAAGGGGGGCAGGGAUGAGAGGGUCUGGCUGGCUUCCAGUUCCAAAGACACCCUCCCUUCCUCCCUACCCCAUCUUCCCCUUCCAACUCUACCCCAACCUGAUCCAGUGCCUGAAAACUAGAUAUGGAGGGGCAGCAACCAAGUGGGGUGAGGGGGCCAGCUGUUUCAGUGCCAGAAAAGACCCCCAGGCAGUAUCUACUGCCUCAGAUGAUUGGAGACAAGGUAGCCCAACAGCAAUGCCCUCUCGA